AUGGCAAAAAAUAAUAAAUCUAUUCAAAAAACCAAAAAAACAAGAGCCUCCAGACCAGACUCAGUUGUUGCCAAGUCAUCACCAACCAAAACUACUACUAAAGAUACAAAAAUAACAACAAGGGGUUCAACCGCUACCAAAGAGAAGGAAUCAAAAAAAAGAUCUAGAGAAGAAAGUAAAAAUAGUAGUGACAGUGAUGAAAAUGAUGAUAAAGAAGAGGAAGAAACUAGUUUAAAGAUAAAAUCCAACAGUAAAUCAAUAAAAGCAGCACCAAAAAAAACAAAGGUACCAACAAAGAAAAUCAAAAAAGACCCAGAGGAAGAGGAAGAGGAAAAACCAAAAAGAAAAAUCACAAAAGAAGAACCAAAGAGUGACAGCAGUGAAAGUGACAGCAGCGAAAGUGAGGGUGAUAGUGAGUAUGAAAGUGCCAAAGAGGAAGAGGAAGAGGAAGAAGAAGAACCUGUAUUAAGAAAACCAAAAAAAUCACCAAAAUCAUCAAAGUCAUCAAAAUCAUCAAAAUCAUCAAAAAAUAAAAAAGAAGAAGAGGAAGAAGUUGAAGAAGAACAAGAAGAACAAGAAGAGGAAGAGGAGUUAUCAGAUGACCAAGAAAAAAAGAAAAAAGAAAAGAAAAGUAAAUCAAAAAAAACUAGAAAAAGUAAUAAGAAAAAAAAUGAAGAAGAGGAAGAAGAGGAAGAAGAAAAAGAAGAAAGUGAAGAGGAUAAUGAUGAUGAAGAAGAUGCAGUAUCAGAAAAAAAAAAAAAGAAAAGAUCACCAAAGAGUUCAGAUAGAAGGACAAUCACCGAAUGCAGACACCACCAAUGUAACUCGAGAAAAGUCAAAAGAUAUCAAUCAUCAGACUAUUGCAAGGUAAAAAGACACGAAGAAACCAUCCAUUAUGAUUGUGAUAUAGACAUCUGUAAAAUCACUCAUGGUCAUCAAACUAAACCAUUAUUCAAAUGCAAUGAAUGUCUUAUUUACUUUUCAUUUGAACACAAUUUAAUUAGACACGUCACCAAGAUUCAUGACGAUCCAUCCUAUCUCACAGAAAAUGCAAAGAAGAAGAGAGAAGAGUUUGAUGAUUACGAACUUAAAUGUGUCCAAUGCAAUCAUGUGUUUGCCACCAAAGGUAAUUUAACCAAACACAUCAAAAAUCAACACGACCCUUUCCUUAAAGAAAAGAAACUAAAAGAAAAGGAAGAAAAAGAAAAAGAGAAAGAAAUAACAGGUAGAUUAGAGUGUGAAGAGUGUCACAAGACAUUCUCAAGUGCCAGUUACUUGAAAAGGCACAUGAAUCACCAACAUAAAGAUGAAGAUGAAUUGGAAAAACAAGUAGUAGUAAUGUCUGGAAAAGAAAAAGCAGGAAAAAAAAAGAAAACAAUUUAA
This is a messenger RNA of Dictyostelium purpureum, 1383 nucleotides long. RefSeq lists its product as uncharacterized. Gene Ontology annotation, biological process: regulation of transcription by RNA polymerase II. Bases 1 to 1383 code for a protein of 460 amino acids. The record is from RefSeq and is a predicted model, not a curated record. Gene Ontology annotation, molecular function: DNA-binding transcription factor activity, RNA polymerase II-specific; sequence-specific DNA binding. Lineage: Eukaryota; Evosea; Eumycetozoa; Dictyosteliales; Dictyosteliaceae. Gene Ontology annotation, cellular component: nucleus. The transcript has a single exon.